CGGGGGCCGAGGCUUUACAAAAAAAAAUUGUUUCCAUGGUUUCCAUUAUAAACUUCACAGUAACACAGCAAGUUACACAGCUACGCAGUAAAUAAACACGGUAAACGGGUCUUGCGUACUUUUCUUAUUUGAAAUAGAUGUUUUAUUGAAAUUAAGUAUAUUUAGGCCCUCGUUUACUUCUUUGUGAUUAUUUUUUUUUAUAAAUGUCUAUUGUCGAAAUAAUUCACCACAAUGAAAAUAUUUAUACAAUUUUGGACAAGCCUCCGCCAGAACCACCAAAAACACCUAGGUACGAGUCACAGUUAGAGAAGGAAUUAAAGGAAAGAAAGAUACCCCAACUUCGUCGGACGUUUGGAUAUGCAGAGACCCCUCUCAAGCCACCUGAAGAUUUCCUGAAGAAAGGUCACGGUAUUGGGCAGCCAUUAAAGAAAUCCGACCACAAAUGUGUUGUUUCUGGCAAUCUUCCACCAGUGCCCAAGAGGCCACCUCCAGGACAGGGUCCAGAAAAGCCGAAGGUCAACUUUCGUGUAGUCAAUAUAAAGAAAGCAAUAAAAACUAAGCCAAAGCCUGUUCAACCAAGAUUGGUGGAUACCAGGGAUGGUCAUCGUAAAAAUAUAAAGGGUUCCGGCGAAGUGCCGGAGUUUUGCCUGAGGGCUGACUUCGGCCAGAUGCCCGCGUACCUGGUGCGUAGGAACCGGCGCAUCCAGCGCGCGCUCGACAAGAUCCGACAUGACGAGGAGACGAAGGAGAGCCUCUGUAAGCUCAUUUCGGAGGAGGCUCGUCAGAAACUGUUGCAGGAUCUGAAACAGAAUUGGCAGCUGAUGCAGAAGGCAUUCCUGCAGCUGCCCAUGCUCACGGACACCAUCCCAAAAAUCCUCAAGAAGACUAAGAUGGAGCAGGAGCUCAAGCAGCUGGAAAAAGACAUCGCCCUAGUCGAGAGCAACCCCUACAUUUACAUUUACGAGUAGUAAAUAAUGAAUCUUUCAAUUACAUAAAAUUACUCUUUGCUCCAAUUUGGUAGUACCGCAAGAAGUAGAACACAGCAUUAAACGGUUUCAUUUUAAUUUAAAAAGGUGUUUUUGUUUUUAAGGUAAUACACAGUCAGGUCAUAA
Chilo suppressalis (striped riceborer) is the source of this 1112-nucleotide messenger RNA. The record is from the annotation of a GenBank genome assembly. Lineage: Eukaryota; Metazoa; Arthropoda; Insecta; Lepidoptera; Crambidae.